CAAGCAGCAGUCGGUCACAGCGGACACAUUCAUUGAUUGAUUGAUCUAGCGCCUCGCGGGGAGACGACGAAAGCGCAGGCAGCGUCGGAAGAGUGAUUUACAAAUAUCGGAGCGAGAGGCGUCGAAGGCCGCCAUGGCUUCUGCGAGGCUGCUCUUCUCCGUCCCUGCAGCUGCCGCAGCUCCGCAGCUGCAGAAGUCCGCUUCGAAGUCUGUGAAGUCUGUGACAUCUGUGAAGCUUGGCAGUAGCCGCAGCAGGGCGACGAGUUCUGCCCGCCGCAGCUGGACGAUCAGCGCCUGCGCCUCACCGGUGGCCCCCGAGGUCGAGAGGCCCGAGCAGAUCAAGGUCGUCAGCACCGACGAUGUACCCCCUGAGGCGGGGCCUCAGGUUGCACCCCCCGCCGCCUCGGAGAAGCCCGCCCCGCGAGGGGGUGUUAUCGAAGCCGACCCCCUGCGGCAUAUUCUCUUUCAAGCCUUCAAUUGGGAGUCUUGGAAGACUGAAUGCUGGUACGACAUCGUCAAGGAGAAAGUGGACGAGCUGGCCGACGCCGGCGUCACUGAUGUUUGGCUGCCACCGGCCAGCCAGUCUGUCGCCCCUCAAGGAUAUAUGCCGAGCAAGCUUUACGAUUUGAACUCGUCGCAGUACGGCAACGAGGAGAAGCUGAGGGAAUUGAUCGACGCGUUCCACGCGCGGGGAAUCAGGUGCAUUGCGGACAUCGUGGUGAACCAUCGCUGCGCCGAUCAGCAGGACGAGCGAGGAGUGUGGUGCUUGUUCGAGGGCGGCACGCCCGACGAGCGCCUGGACUGGGGCCCGUGGGCCAUCGCGCGAGACGACCCUUACUCGGACGGCACAGGCCAGCCCGACACCGGCGACGAUUUCGGCGCCGCGCCCGACAUCGAUCACACCAACGAACGCGUGCAGCGCGAGCUGAUUCAGUGGAUGAAGUGGCUCAAGAAAGAGGUCGGAUUCGACGGCUGGCGAUUCGACUUCGCCAAAGGAUUCGGCGGCGAGUUUGUGGCCGAGUACAUCAAAGGCACGAAGCCUCAGUUCUCCGUCGGGGAGCUGUGGACCACCAUGCGAUAUGGCGAUGGUCUCGAGUACAAUCAGGACGCCCAUCGCCAGGAGCUCGUGAACUGGGUCGACGCCACUGGCGGCUACUCGACGGCUUUCGAUUUCACCACCAAAGGCAUUCUGCAGCAAGCCGUGAACGGUGAGCUAUGGCGGCUGCGUGACCCCAACAGCAAGCCCCCCGGCAUGAUCGGCUACUGGCCUGAGAAAUCCGUCACAUUCAUCGACAACCAUGACACUGGGUCCACGCAGGGUCACUGGGCCUUUCCCAGCGACAAAGUCAUGCAAGGAUACGCCUACAUCUUGACUCAUCCCGGCACCCCAAAAAUCUUCUACGAUCACUAUUUUGACUGGAAGCUGAAAGACGAGCUGAAGGCUCUGAUCACCCUUCGCAAGCGGAAUGAUAUCAUAGCUAACAGCAAGGUGCAGAUUAUGGUGGCGGACGGUGAUUUGUACUUGGCCAAAAUCGAUGAUCAUGUUAUUGUCAAACUGGGCCCACGAUUUGAUUUGGGCGAGAGUACACCGAACGCCGAAGAAUAUUCCGUCGCUGCCUGUGGUAAGGAUUACUGCGUGUGGGAGAAGAAAGGUUAUGUCUCUCCAACCACGGAGGAGACAGCGCAGUCGUAGUCGUAGUUGCAGGGAAUGGUAGACGAUGUAAAAACACGAGGUGGAUAGAUUAGAACUCACAAUAUGCUAAUCUAUAUUUGGUCAUUAGUUUCCUUCCGCUUCACAUAGUAUUGCUCGGAUGGAGAAUUUGUAAAGAGAAUGAUAAAUCUAUCCAAAUUUGUAAAUCGAGUUAUUUAGAUAGUAGGAAAAUAUUUUUAAGCACAAAGACGGAAAGUAGUCUUACGCUCCGAAGAAUGAAUAGUAGCAAAAUUAUGGUUAUAGGUCUAGCGAGUAAAGGAUAGAAAGGAGAAUUUUUCUUUUCAUGUAAAAGGUGAAGACAAUUUUGUACUGAAUAUUUUGCACUAAAUCUAAUCUGCGAAGGCUUUGUUCUCAAUU
Marchantia polymorpha subsp. ruderalis is the source of this 2068-nucleotide messenger RNA. Lineage: Eukaryota; Viridiplantae; Streptophyta; Marchantiopsida; Marchantiales; Marchantiaceae. The record is from the annotation of a GenBank genome assembly.